GGUCCAGGCCCUGCUGGUACCAGCUGCUAGUACUGUCCUUUCGGCUUCUUCCAAACUGGCACCCCAGGACGCCAGUCCCUCUGCGGCCGUCAUGGACCCACAGAAGGCGAGCCUUUACAUCUACCCGUCAAACAUGCACGGCCUGUUCAGCGUGGCGGCCCAGGCCGAGGCUCCAUUCCUGGCCAUGCAGCAAAACCUAGGCGAGAUCUUCCAGAAUCAGUGGGGGUUAUCCUUUAUAAACGAGCCCAGCGCGGGCCCGGAUGCCUCGCCCAGGAAGCCGACGGACACCAAGGCGGGCGAGGUGACCUUCCAGGGUUCCUCCUACCCCGCCGCGUCAGUUCCUCCUGCGGCCGAGACUCCUCCCGCUGGACCCGAACAGCCGGCCUUCCCCAAGGCCUACGAGCUGGCCAGACGGACUAGUCCCCAGCUUUUGGGGGGACUCUUGAAGAUGGGGGCCGCUGGGGAGGAGAGCGACCUGCUGUUAGAGCCCCACUUGCCGGGGGGCCUGCCCCAGGCUGAGCUGGGGGGCCCGGGGACCUUUGUGUUCCUCGCCAAGGACUAUCAUCCCGGAGACAGUCGCCUGUCUUCGCCUACGAACACUUUCUUAGUCUCCACCAAAGAGCAGAGGCAGCCCGGCAGUCUAGAACGGAAAGCCAGCUGGGGGGAGUUCGACCUCCGGGCAGCUGUUCUAUAUCACAUCCAAGAGACCCAAAACGGAUAAUCACUUACGCCGAAGCCCUGGACACCCCCAGCACCUGAGCAGCAGCAGCAGCCCAUGACGGUUUCCGCUGGUCCCGUGGUCAGCCCCCGUGCCCCAUCCCUGAAUGGCGCCGCUGGACUGCUCUGGUCACCCGAAUCUGAACUGCAGAUGUGUCUGUGUGUGUGUCUGUUUGUAUACCGAUGCACACCCGCCUGACACAAUCCCUAUUCUGGGCUUGACGAAACUCCCUACCAAGCUGGCAGAGACUUCUCUGUGAUUAUUUAAAC
Thamnophis sirtalis is the source of this 987-nucleotide messenger RNA. The record is from RefSeq and is a predicted model, not a curated record. Lineage: Eukaryota; Metazoa; Chordata; Lepidosauria; Squamata; Natricidae.